CUUUGGUAUGUUUUUCCCCUAUUUCAAGUGUCACCGUGAACAUAUGAUACCAGGAAUUUUGUUCGUAAAACAGUAGCUUAUUUUAGUGACAGUUCGAUUUUUACAUGUAGUAGAUUUUUGUAGUAUUCCCUCGUGCGAUAACUACAGAUAUUUACAGUGAAAUCGGCAAGAACAAGAUAUGACAGGUAACCGGCAGUUUACAUUACUAUCGAAUGGGGAGGGGCUAACUUCACAAGAAAAUUUAUGCGUAUAAUAUGUAAUGUCGGUUUUGAUGCUGCGGAUAUUUCUUUCCCUGCAAGAAGUAUAUAAUUCAUACGUACUCAAUAAUCACAAAACAACACAGACAAAUGGUGCUUUCCUUUGGUUUUAUGCGUCGAGUUGUGAUCAACAUACGUUUGCGGUCAAAUUAGUGGCUUAGUAAUGACAAGUUUUAACACUCUCCAUCAUGAUGGAGUCUACAGCAAACAGUCUGAAAGAAUGGAGGUAAAGUGAUUGCAUAUAAGCUGUGAUAAAUGAACCAAAGAGUCUGAUGUCAAUGUGAAAAAACAAAAAAUCUUGAGAUGAGUAAAUUAAUGCUAUGGAUUGACAGCUUGUACAAGAUAAGGCUGGCUGAAAAACGAUCAUAAAGGUCAACUGUGACUCACUGAACAUAUUGUCAUUAUUUACAUAGAACAAUGGAAGGAAUAGGCCAUAACAGUAAUUGGAAGAGAGAUUUUCAUCAUCGAAAUAAUUCAUGGGAUGCAACACACAUUAGCAGCAGCAGCAACUUGGUCAAUAAAAAUGAGAGAUUACCACAUUCCUUUGGUCCACAACGUGAUUUCAAGAAAUCAAAACUUACACGAGAGACGUACAGGGAGAUACAUGAAAGAGUUUUGCAACAUUUUGGAAAGAAAUUCUCAUUUGAUCCAUCACUGCAUACAUGGCAGUUACCAGAACCAGAUGAAAUGUUCACAACUGAUGACUGGCAAGAAGACCGUCUGCAGCACAUGAAAGAAGCACUGAAUGCUGUGAAAAGCAAGUUGAAUGAUUACAAUCUGGGGGACUGGCACAAGCACACUAGGGCUAUGAACAUGGCAGCAUAUAUUCUUAAAGCUGUUAAGAAUCGAUGCCAGGCAGAAUUUGUUACACAGGCAUGGUGCAAAUUUUAUGAAAUUGUGGCUACUUAUGAUUUGGUUCCCGAGUCAGCCAACACUGAUGGCUUUUUUAACUCCUUGCACCUUUGUGAAGCCCCUGGUGCUUUUAUAGCAGCAUUGAACCACUAUCUGAAGCUGAACAAAGAUCUCAAUUGGAAAUGGCUGUCAACAACUCUCAACCCGUAUUAUGAAGGCAACCCUCUCUCAUGCAUGAUCAAUGAUGAUAGGUUCAUUCUUCAUACAUUAGAAAACUGGACAUUUGGCGCUGAUUUUACUGGUAAUCUUAUGGAUACAUCAAACUUCAAGCACAUAUUAGAAGAAAGUCAGAAAAUGGGAGAUGUCUUACUGGUAACAGCUGAUGGAAGCAUUGACUGUCAAGAGAAUCCUGGUGAACAAGAGUACAUUGUGUCAGCACUUCAUUAUUGUGAGGCAGUUACAGCACUUCAUGCACUUGCAGCAGGUGGAAGUUUCUUACUGAAGAUAUUUACAAUAUAUGAACAUGACACUAUCUGUCUAUUAUACCUCCUGUGUUGUGCUUUCAAACAUGUGAAUAUAUAUAAACCUGCAACAAGCAAGGAAGGCAAUUCAGAGGUGUAUGUUGUGUGCCUUGAGUACAUUGGUAGUGAAUUGAUGGAACCAUGGUUGAAAAUAUUGCGGCAACAUUAUGGUGAAGAGAAGCAACAGAAAGCAAUGUUCCCACGCCAAUUAAUUCCAGACUCCUUCAUUCAGCGAGUCUUUGAAUGUGCAGAAAAGUUUAAAAAUUUGCAGGUGGCAGUUAUUGAAAGGAACAUAGCCGUGUUUGAAGGCAUUGAUCAGCCCUUUGAAUUCAAUUGGAAACUACGAGAUAUGGUAACAGAGCACUAUAUUGAGCACUGCAAGUUGACCAAAUUAAAGGAUGAUGACUAUAUUGUUGGAAAGCAUAAGUUGAUGGAAACAGUAGCACUGAAUGUUGGACCAAAAAAUGAAGAAGGAUCAUUUAAUGACCGAUGUAAAAAGCGAAAGUUGGACCCUUCUGAACAGCUUAGGGUGCUACAAGAUGAGGUUACGAACCUAGAGAUUAAGUGGCCUUUUGAGGAUGAAGAUAUAAAAUGGCUUACAUUCCAACAGAAGCUGCUCAAAAAGUUUUCCAUACGAAUAGGAAAACCUAUUCACACAGUUGAAAGCUCAAAAUUUUGCAUGGGACCAUUAUUAGGGAUGCAUAACCAGGCAUUGAAUAUUGCUUUUGAAAAGUUCGGCUACUCCAUGGAUGAAAAAAAGAAUGGAGGACAGGUCAGAAGUGAACUUCUUAGUAAAUAUCGUGAAUUACCCAAGAAAUAUAAUAAAAUAAUAAAUUUUGGACAAAGACUGUGGAUAGCAAUGGCAAGAGGAGAAAACACAGAGGCCAACAUAGAUGCAUUAUAUGAAAUUGCAGACACUGUAGAAGAGCUGUGGCGUGGAGAUACAUUGCUUCUUCAAGGCUAUCCUAUGCUAACUCAGUUGAAUGUAGGAGUAGUUUACCUUCUCAGUCGUAUUUUUGAUAUGGUUGGAUUUAUUAAACCUCACAAACAGGAUUGUGCAGUUAUAUUUUGUGGCUAUCGCUCUGGCAGUCACACUCUGGUUUCCUGUAUUGAAGACAUUGCAAAUGAAAUGGGUCGCUUAGAUAAAGAAGGUUUAAAGCAAGCUGUUCUUGCCCUUGUACCUAUUAGUGUUCUUUGUGGAUAUGAACAGGAAGAAAUUGAUGAAACACAACCUGGAAGCGAUGCGAGACAGGAAGAUCAGAAUAAAGAAAAAAUAAAUGUCGACAUAGAUUUUCAUAGAUGUGUAACACACAUAAAUAAUCUGUGUGUCAAGGAACGCAUUAUACAUGUUGUCAAUGCGGUAUUGUGAUGAUAGUGUCUUGAUUUAUUGCUGCCAAGACAUUUAUCUUUUACUGAAUAGGGACUGAUGUAAAUAGUUCUUGUAAAUAAUUAAGUAAAGAAGAAACUAUCAGUAUGAAUGAA
Molecule: messenger RNA, 3112 nt
Organism: Schistocerca piceifrons (Central American locust)
Lineage: Eukaryota; Metazoa; Arthropoda; Insecta; Orthoptera; Acrididae
Gene: aft
Product: cap-specific mRNA (nucleoside-2'-O-)-methyltransferase 2
Exons: 16
Coding region: 675-2999 (774 amino acids)
Biological process (GO): 7-methylguanosine mRNA capping
Cellular component (GO): cytoplasm; nucleus
Molecular function (GO): methyltransferase cap1 activity
Source: RefSeq, a predicted model, not a curated record